This is a messenger RNA of Chelonia mydas (Green sea turtle), 3047 nucleotides long. Its product is annotated as transmembrane protein 263. The transcript has 6 exons. Lineage: Eukaryota; Metazoa; Chordata; Testudines; Cheloniidae. The record is from RefSeq and is a predicted model, not a curated record. The coding region runs from base 746 to 1231 and encodes 161 amino acids.
CGGGUUGCCAUGGCGCUCUGUCCCGCCCCCCGCUCUGUGUUUACAUCGGGCAGGAGGAGCUGGGGACUCCGCAGCCGUCGCGUCCUGCUCCGUGCGCUGCAGCGCUCCAUCCGCCCCGAGCAGCGGGAGGGCAAGAGCGCGCCGGCAUGAAGGAGCCUGUGUCCUUGGCAACAACUCUUCUAGUCUGGGUUGAAUGGGGAAAGGAUGACUACAAGGAACUAUUUCAGUCUUGUCCAUGGUUUGUGCUGGCAGGCCAGCAUGAUACAAGAACAUCUCUACUGGCCUCUGCCUUGAUCACAGCUGGUUCUGUCUUUUUAUCCCUAGAACACCUAAUUCAGGACUAGAGUAGGCUUGCAUCUAAUAAUUGCAUCUAAUUGCCAUCUGGAUAAAUAGCAAAUAUUUGCAGCCUGCCGUAAUCUAACUCGCUUCUUAAUGGAGAGAAUCUGACUCUCCAUGCUGUACUUUGCAACAUCACAUACACUUGUGCAAAGUGAAUGUAAAAUGCUGUCGUCUGGUGGCAUUUUGCACUCUGUGUACUUUAUGUAAAAGACAAAAGGUGCAAAGCAGCUGCAAGCAAUGAAGAAUCUCUGGUUUGGAUCUUGGUGGUGGUGUCUCUUACAACCAAAUUUGAGUGUAGUGAUUUUUCUCUCAUGUUGCCUGACUGAGGGGCAGAUGGUGUUGGAGAUCCUCUAUAAAGUCUGUGUUUUCUGGCAAGGACCCAGCUCGGAAACGCAGAUGGUCGAAGAUGAAGCUGAGACAACCAGUGAAGAACUGCCCCCUCAUCUGCGGGAGGAGCCUCCUGAAGGGAGUUCACUGUACAGCCGAGAGAUGUAAUGCCAGUUUUUUUUUUGUUUUGGUUUGGUUUUUUUUGCCUGUAUUUCUUAGGUAUUUCUGCAUCAUCAAAUAUCCGGGCAUCUGGAGUAUCUGCUGGCUCUUUCAAGACUACUCCAGCAAGGACCAUCCACAACAGCAGGCAGGAGUGAUCUGGAGAGUGACGGGAGGCCUGUUCAGCAUCACGCGGGGAGCUGUGGGGGCAACGUUGGGAGGAGUUGCCUGGGUUGGCAGCAAGAGCCUGGAACUCACCAAAACAGCUGUGACCAGUGUCCCUGCCGCCAGUGUUGGACUGGUAAAGGGCGGCGUCUCAGUGGUGACCAGCGGCGUGGGAGCUGUGGGCAGUGCCGUGGCCAACAAAGUCCCUUUCACCACAAAGAAGAAGGACAAGGCUGACUAACCCUGAUUGCAGCUUCCUUACAAAAGAUCAGUCCAUACGCUCCCUCUCCACAGCACCUCUUCAGAUUGGAAACAGCCGCCUCAGGGAGGGGGCAAAGCACCAGGGCAGACUCCAGCUGCAGCCCACUCAGCACCACCUGCCUGGCUCAGAGCUCACAGAGUCACUGCAAAUUCCUUUCACUCCUAACACCUACUGGGGGCCCGCUCUCCUCCGAGGGCUUUUGAAGGCACAGCUUCUCUACCCUGCAGUUUCGUUCCCCUUUCUUGCUCUCCCAAGCACAGAGGAGUGGAAGUGGGCAUUGGGAGAUGGCAGGGGGUGGGUGGGAAGAACUGUGCUUCAGCAUGAAGCCCACACACGCUCCUGAUGUUCCUUUCAUUGUAUUUAGUUCGGGUUCAGCUUCAGGCCCCUGGGAGGUGUUCUUAAGGUUUGCUGGGGGGAAGGAGAGAAUUGUUAUAAGAAAGUCCCAUUGACAUGAAGAAGAGAUACUGUGGCUAAUGAAGGCUUGUUCCUCCCCCGGAGAAAUCGAGGGGAGUACCCAUAUCCCUUUGUCUAUAGGUUUCAGUCCCCAAGCUGGUCCUCCCAGCUCUGCACUCAGGCGAAGUGUGCCCUUGGAAAGGGAACCCUCAGCCCUAGCAGAGCAGCUCCCAUGUCACACGAUAUCACACGAGUAUGUUGUACAAACUGGAGCAGAUUUCCUAGUUUAGGGGUGAAUGGAGGAGGAAAUGUCUGUGUCUGUAGCCUGGGGAGGGGAGUACCAGGUCACCAUAGCGCCAGAGUCAGAGGCACCAUUGCAACGUUACAGCAAGGAGGCUAAGCCCCUGUAAUGUUAUAGCAGAAGGCAGCACUGCUGCCAUAAUAUUAUGGCAAUAGGCAGCCAGUGCAGCUUCAGCAGUAAGGGGCACCAAAGCUUUUGUCACAGGUGAUGCAGACUUGGCCUUAAUGUAAGCUGGUGCAACCUGCUGAAGUCAUUGGCAUUUCUCCCAUGCAAGGCAGAGUCAGUCUGGCUCCAUGCCUUGCUCACGGUACCGCUCCUCAGCUGUGUUAAAGAACAUACGUUUUAAAGGUGGGGACCCUGGUUUGCCUCCACGGGAUGUAAUGUUAAACCCUGGUAAAGCAUGUUCCUGAACCUAAUUUGAGUCCUGCAGUAGCCUACUACACCACUCUUACUAUGGCUGGGCACCUCAAAGAACAACUCCCUGAGGUGUAGUGGCAUCAUUGUGACCACACAAGCCUGCUUUAGAGAGUGAUUUCCCUGGAUCAGUGGGAGUACGCUCCAAAGCAGGCGAGCACAGAGCUAGUGUGCACACUGCAUCAGCAAUUCAUACACCACACACUACUCACGGGGUUCCAGCCUGCCUCAGUAGAACGAGCAUGUGACACUAAAUAGUCAUCCUGUGGUCUUCAGCUCAGCACAGACCCAGAAACUGAGUCUGCUGCUGCCUCUCCGUCCUAACCCACUCUGUCACAUGAUUCUCUCUCUCUCCCUGAGUCCCCUGCAAUCCCCAGGAUUAAUGGGAUAAGGAAAGCCCCAGGUUCCAGCAUUAACUCUGCCUUUCCUGGCUUUUGCCAGGUUUUUUGCCUAGAUUGUUAGGUUUGGGGGUGCAUAGAAAAGUGACACAGUGUUUGCAAUGUAUUUUAUAAAUAUGCAUCUAUAUUAGCAUGUGUGUAUGUAAUCUGCAGUACACAGGCAUGUUUUCAACCAGGUAAACUAACCUGUGCCAUUGCUGCAGACCUGUUCACAUAUUCGUCUUUGGCAGGUUCCAGCAUAUCGUUUUUUAUAGAGGGACGCUGUCUGAAUAAAAAUCAUGUUUUAGCA